Molecule: messenger RNA, 1093 nt
Organism: Impatiens glandulifera
Lineage: Eukaryota; Viridiplantae; Streptophyta; Magnoliopsida; Ericales; Balsaminaceae
Product: 4,5-DOPA dioxygenase extradiol
Exons: 3
Coding region: 93-893 (266 amino acids)
Molecular function (GO): zinc ion binding; ferrous iron binding; oxidoreductase activity, acting on single donors with incorporation of molecular oxygen
Source: RefSeq, a predicted model, not a curated record
GCGGCGCUAAAAUAAGAUACAAGGAAGAAGAAAGAAUACCGGAGAUAGAGGAAAAGAAGAAGAGAUCGAAAGAUUUAGGGAAGAAGAAGAAGAUGGCGGGUACGUUGACGGAGACGUUUUACAUAUCUCACGGAUCACCCACUUUGUCGAUUGACGAAACCCUUCCGGCGAGCCAUUUCCUAAAGAAAUUCAGGGAGACUACAUUCGCCCAAACCCCAUCAGCCAUUCUCGUCAUCUCCGGCCACUACGACACCGAUAAACCCACCGUCAACGUCGUCUCCGGCCCCAACGAUACAAUUUACGAUUUUUAUGGAUUCCCCAAACAGAUGUACGAGAUUAAGUAUCCGGCUCCAGGUGCACCAGAAUUGGCGAAAAGGGUAAAGGAAUUGCUUAUGGGGUCAGGUAUAGAACAGGUGAAUGAGGAGAAAGGGCGUGGACUUGAUCAUGGGACAUGGGUUCCAUUGAGGCUAAUGUAUCCUGAUGCAGAUAUUCCAGUUUGCCAGCUUUCUGUUCAAUCAAAUAAGAAUGCAGAGUACCAUUACAAAAUGGGAAAGGCAUUGGCUCCUUUGAAGGAGGAAGGGGUCUUGAUAAUGGGAUCCGGGGCAGCCGUUCACAAUCUGAGAACUCUUCGUCAAUCUAAAAGUAUUGCUCCAUGGGCAUUGGAGUUUGAUACUUGGAUAAAGGAUGCAUUGCUUGAUGGAAGGUUUGAUGAUGUGAAUGAAUUUGAAGUGAAGGCACCUCAUGCAAAACUAGCUCAUCCUUAUCCUGACCACUUUUAUCCACUUCAUGUAGCCAUGGGAGCAGCUGGGGAGAAGGCUAAGGCCGAGCUAAUACACAAUAGCUGGGACCUUAGCACCCUUUCCUAUUCCUCCUACAAAUUCACUUCUGCAUAAAAUAUUAUUUCUUAACAAAUUAAGGAUCUUAACUUAUAUUCUUAUUACUAAUGUAAAAUAAUGGGGUGAUGUUUUUUUCUUUCUUUUUUUUAAAUGAUCUUUAUAAAGACUCGAAUUCAUGACUGACAAUAUCUAUCUGGUUUGGUAUGAUGUUAUACGAGGUUAUUUCAAUAGCCUCUCUUGAGGUAUGUAUUUUGAUU